Messenger RNA from Dendrobium catenatum, 1896 nucleotides. Its product is annotated as protein GPR107-like. The transcript has a single exon. Gene Ontology annotation, cellular component: Golgi apparatus; membrane. The record is from RefSeq and is a predicted model, not a curated record. Gene Ontology annotation, biological process: transport. The coding region runs from base 331 to 1683 and encodes 450 amino acids. NCBI's taxonomy places the organism in Eukaryota, Viridiplantae, Streptophyta, Magnoliopsida, Asparagales, Orchidaceae.
UCGAAAUCUCAUGUAUCACCCUCUUAUUAGUGAAUAUUUACGAAAAUAUUCUGUAGACAAAUCCUUCUUCUCGUCUUCUCUAGUCUUCUUCGUGGCAACAUUUGGUAAUUUUCUCCAUUGUCGGUGUCACUUUAAUUUAAAUGAACGUAGACUCUGCGGAUUGCGGAAGUCGAGCAAUCUACGGUCGGCCAAUCCCAACCAUUGCCGCCGUUUAACGCUUCGAGAACCAGGUCGGGUUUUCCGGCCGGGCUUCGUCCUUCUCUUUCUAAAGUCAGGGUAAGCCGAGGAAGGUGAGAGAGAGAGAGAUUGCGAUCAGAUCUCUGAAACGGAAUGGCAAUGUCUAGCUCUUGCUGCAGAGUGGCAUCGCUUCUCAUUCUCCAGCUCUUUGUGGCGGCUUUUAUAAUAUCCCCGGUGACGGCGGAGAUCCGCGAGACGAAGGUGAGAUCUGACGCCAGGACGAUCAUCCCCUUCGACGAGUUCGGAUUCACCCACUUUGGGGUUCUUGAACUCAACGUCUCUGGCAUCUCCCUUUCGGAUACUAGCCCCGAUCUCGAUCUCUCUCAACUAGGGUUCUUUCUCAGCACUCGCGGCGCCUGGAUCCAUGUCCUGCAACAGAUUCAGGAACUAGGCGUCACCUGUGCUCUCCAAUCUGACCUGUUCGACGUUGUUUACACCUUUAACCAUCUCCAGGCCGCCGUCCCAGCCGUUCGCCUGACCAGCUUUGGCUCUAUCUUUAACGUAACCAAUCCGGGGCAGUACACCCUCCUCUUCGCCAACUGCAUCCCUGAGCUUCACGUCUCAAUGUCCGUCAAGUCUGUCAUGUACAACGUCGAGCCCCGUUCCGGCCGCCGCGUCUACCUUUCAGCCGGGUCAGCCGUCCUCCCCUUCGUUUACUUCAUUUUUUUCCUCGCCUACUGCGGCCUUGCGGCACUUUGGGUCUCUGUUUUGGUUCGCAAGCGGCUGACCACUUACCGUAUCCACUAUUUCAUGCUCGCCGUUGUCAUCCUCAAAGCGCUUAAUCUUGUAAGCGAGGCUGAAGACAAAUCGUAUAUCGAGCGAACUGGCAGCGCCCAUGGAUGGGACGUUCUCUUCUAUAUCUUUAGCUUCUUGAAGGGGAUUUCCCUUUUCACGCUCAUCGUUUUGAUUGGAACUGGUUGGUCCUUCCUCAAACCAUAUCUACAGGACAAGGAGAAAAAGGUUCUCAUGGUAGUAAUCCCUCUCCAGGUCGUCGCUAACAUAGCUCAAGUGGUGAUCGAUGAAUCUGGACCUUAUGCCCGAAAUUGGGCUACGUGGAGGCAAGUCUUCCUUCUUGUUGAUGUCAUUUGCUGCUGCGCAGUUCUCUUCCCUAUUGUCUGGUCCAUUAAAAACCUUCGGGAGGCGGCAAGAUCGGAUGGCAAAGCUGCUGUUAACCUGAUGAAGCUUACACUUUUCCGACAAUACUAUGUUGUAGUGAUCUGCUACAUCUACUUUACCCGGGUUGCUGUGUAUGUGCUGGCUACGAUUACAUCUUACAGAUAUCUUUGGACUAGUGUGGUUGCAGGGGAGCUUGCCACCAUUGCUUUCUAUAUAUUUACUGGGUACAAGUUCAGGCCUGAGGUUCACAAUCCAUACUUUGUGAUUGAUGAUGAAGAAGAGGAGGCUGCUGUGGAGGCUUUCAAACUUGAGGACGAAUUUGAAUUGUGAGGUUAGGAAUAGAGGAUGAUUAGUAAUUGAACUUUUCUUUUUCGCACAUAGUUAUGAUACUGUAGAACUAUUCUACCAUGGAAAGCCGAAACAGCACGUAAUCUUUAUAGUGUCUUGUUUUUUUUCUCUCUCUCUCUUUUCCCUACUUCAAAGUGGUCUCUUGUUUAACUUAUCAGAUGUAACUUAUAUAUGGUCUUGUACAUCCUUUAUUAA